Rotaria sordida is the source of this 1896-nucleotide messenger RNA. The record is from the annotation of a GenBank genome assembly. NCBI's taxonomy places the organism in Eukaryota, Metazoa, Rotifera, Eurotatoria, Philodinida, Philodinidae.
AUGUCAUCAUCAUUUGAAUUUAUUAGACAAAAUGUCGAAACUGAUCUUAAGAAAUCGGAGUGGAAUACUCAAAAAAUUCGUGAAGUUAUUAAUAAAAAUAACUCACCAGAAUAUCGUACAGCAGUUGAACAUGCAUUUCGAUCUGUUCUCUUCGGUCUUAUGGAACAACAAUUUGAAACAACACAUGGUACAAAUCUUGAUGAUAUGGAAACUUCAACAUUUGUUACUGAUCAAUUCUUAACAAAUGUUCGAAAUUUAAUUGGAUUUGCUAUCGAUGCUGUUCAUAAUGAACUUGCUGCAGCAACAAUGCCUGUUUAUCUAUUCAAUGAUUUAUUUACUUAUACAACAAUUGAUAUCAGUGAACGAAUAUUUGUUGUUAUGGAAGAAAAAGCUUCAAUAUGGCGAUCACCAAUCUUUUUUCAAUCUGUUAAAAAUGUACUUUUAAGAAUGUGCAAUGAUUUAUUAAAACGUUUAUCAAAAACUCAAAAAACUGUCUUUUCCGGACGUAUUUUGACAUUUUUAGCACAACUUUUUCCGCUUAAUGAAAAAUCUGGUUUGAAUCAAAUAGGUCAUUUUAAUACGGAAAAUGUUACAAAACUUACUAAACCUAAACAACCAAUGACACCAAUAGAAGAACCAGAAAAAGAAAAAAAGAUGGAAGUCGAUGAAGAUGGUGAAAUUCAUGAUUUACAUCAAAAAAGUUCAGCUGAAUUUUAUACUAAUUUUUGGAUAUUACAAGAUUUUUUUUCAAAACCUUUUCAACUAUGGGAACGAACGUCAUGGAAUACUUUUGUACAUAAUACAAAUCAAGUACUUGAUGUUUUUACAAAUAGUCAAUUAGAUAAUGUUAAAACUGUUGCUUCAUUAGAUGAUACAUUCUUUGCAAAAUAUUUAACAAGUGAAAAAUUAUUAGAAUUACAAUUGAAUGAUGUAACAUUUCGACAAAAUAUACUUGUUCAAUUUCUUAUUAUAUUUCAAUAUCUUGUUUUACCUGUAAAAUUCAAACAACCACAACAAACACUUAAUGAAGAACAAUCUCAAUGGAUUAAAAAGACAACAAAUCAAAUUAAUGAUUUAUUAAAACAAACUGGAACAAAUGCUGAUGUAUUUACUAUUUGUAUUCAGAAUAUACUCAAACGAGAAGAAAUGUGGAAUCUUUGGAAAAAUAACGGUUGUCCAGAUUUUUCCAAACCUAAACUUAAUUUUCAGAAAAAAAAUUCCAGUCACACUUAUGCACCAUAUCGAUUAUCUGAUAAUAUUCGACAAUCCAUACAACAAGCAUCAAAACGUCGUGCAAUGAAUUUUGAAGAAUUAAGAAGUUCCAGUCAACAAUUUAUUCCAUCUAUUCGUGAAUUUUUUGAACCAAUUAUUGAACAACUUCAAACAGUUUCAUUAAAAGUAUCAACAAAUGAUUCUAAUGAUAAUAAAGAACAACCAACAAAAGAACUUGAAAAAGAACGUGAAAAACUUUUACAACAAGAUCCAUCACUUAUUUGGCGUGCAUUACGUUUAUUAGCACGUCAAUCACCAUAUUUUUUUGUUCAUAAUACUCAAACAGUACCAAGUAUGGCACAAUUUCUUGUUUCAACAUGUGAAAAAAUUCGACGUGAAUAUAUAACAUUAUCAACAACAACAACAACACCAAUGACAUUAGCUGCUCCAACACCUCCACCAGCAACAUCAACAACAAAUACUGUAGAUGAUGAAGAAGAUACAACAAUGGAUGAUGAACCACUUGAAAAUCCACCAAGUACAGAUGAAACAACGAAUACUGAUCAAGAAAUUGAAGACGAAACAACAACAACAACAACACCUUCGAUACCUAAAGUCGAAGAAGAUGAUGAUGAUGAUAAUCGUGAAAGACGAUUUUCAUCAACAAAACGGACAACCAAAUAA